UCAGAAACGGCAAACAAGGCUGUCGGGAGAGGCAUUCAGGAGAGUAACACGCCGGACACGCACACGCAGGCAGACACGCGCGAACACUCGGCUCCCCACUCGCGCACUCGCACACACGCACGGGCACAGGCACACGCGGUCCGGGCGCUACGAGCGCGGAGGAUGUGCAGGCAUAGAGGAAGCCGCGGCGCCGCCGAGGAGGAGGAGGAGGAAAAGGAGGAGGAGGUGGAGGAGGAGGAGGGGAAGGAAGAGGAGGAGGAGGAGGUCGCCGCUCGCCGCUCGCCGCCGCCGGGGCUCGGCCGCCGCCGCUCCCGCGGAGGCUGCUGUCGCUGUCGCCGCCGCUGCCGCCGCUGUCGCCGGUGUGGGCUCUCGGGGAGGCGGGAGGUCGAGAGAGGAGCCGCUCGCCGGCGAUCAGAAUCUGAAACAGGGAUUUGUCUCCCGCUUCGGGGUUGCAAAAGCCACUCCAUGUGGCUUUUUUAAUGAUGGAGAGGGAAACGCUCGCUCUGCGCGGAGGAGCAGGCGUCCGUGUAUGCGCACCCUUGUGCACACACGCACUGGAGUCCACACAAAUAGAAAACUGCACUGAAGAGAAAACCCUCUCCCUUUCAAUUUCUGUCCCUCUCACAAGCCCGCCUUAUCUGCAGCUUCCCUUUUGUCAGCGGUCUGAAAUUUGGGUUCGAAAGACUGCGUGUGACAAAGAGGAAACUGACUGUAAAAGCUGAAUACCUCCCCCCCGCAACAAAAAUCCCAUCAAAACCAACACCCCAGGCCCCUCUGCUCGACACCAUACCCUUAUCUCAGCUCUCAAUAAAGUUUAUAAUCAGAUUAGAAGCUGGAUGGAAAACCUGCAGAAGGAAAGGAAAUAAAAAGGUGACAGAAGUUUUAUUGUUAUUAUUUAUUUUUGUAAAGUGAUGUUGUUUUAAUUAAAAGUAAAGAAAAAAAAAAAAAA
Molecule: messenger RNA, 949 nt
Organism: Oenanthe melanoleuca
Lineage: Eukaryota; Metazoa; Chordata; Aves; Passeriformes; Muscicapidae
Exons: 3
Coding region: 163-480 (105 amino acids)
Source: RefSeq, a predicted model, not a curated record